AUUACCAAACUAUUGAGCAUUUAGUCAUUUACUACAAAACUAAUUAAUCUAGCUUCCUCCUACCAUCCUCAUUCUUUUAAAAAACCCUUUCAACAACAUUCUAUUUUUUCUCUCUCCUAAACCCCUUAGCUUUCUUCCGCCCCUUCCCUAUCUUUCCUGCUACUUAUGCUUAAACUCAGCUCCAUCUUAAAAACCCCAAACUUCCAUAUUACGUAUUUUGUUUUAAAUUUCUUUCCCCUUUUUAUUUCAAUUUCUUGAUUUGGGGAGUAUAAUUUCUGAAAGAGUUUAAUGCCUUUUUCUUCGUUGGGAUCAGCAUCAGCAACAGCUGCAGUAGCAGUAGCAGUAGCAGAAACCAGGUUUUACAGUUUUGGCUUUUCUGUAUUAGUGCUACAAACUAACUAGAUUUGUUCAUUUCAAUUUUCAAUCCCUUAUUUCAAGUACUCAAAACCCUCUAAUCUGGAUUUCCAACCCUUUAGAGACCAAAACACAAACCAAGAAGAUUUUAAUCAUGUGAUUCAACCACAAGAAAACAAUUUGGUAAACACAUCAGCUUAUACAGCAACAAAGUUAAGGGGCAAAAUGGGGGUAAAGAAUAAUACUAAUGGAGGAGGAGGGGAGAUUGUACAAGUGCAAGGUGGUCAUAUAAUCCGGGCCACCGGUCGAAAGGACCGGCAUAGCAAGGUGUUCACCGCCAAGGGUCCUAGAGACCGUAGAGUCCGCCUGGCCGCUCACACCGCCAUUCAAUUUUAUGAUGUUCAAGAUAGGUUAGGGUACGACCGGCCUAGUAAGGCGGUGGAUUGGCUAAUGAAAAAGGCGAAAUCAUCCAUUGAUAAGCUAGAGGAAUUACCACCAUGGGAUCCAAUAGCUAAUGCUUCUAAUGGGGUUGAUGUUAAUGUAGGGUCUACUGAAUUCCCUGUAGGUGAUAACACCGGAUCAACAUCAUUUUAUGUUCCACAAUGUGUGGAUUCACAGUCUUUAAGUGAUAGUAUGAAGUCCUUUUUCCCUACUAAUAAUAAUAAUAACAGUAAUAAUAAUAAUACAUCAGUGGAAAAUUCCAUCAGUUUUCAGAAUUACCAGCAACCUGAUUUUAUUUCAAGAGGAGGUAGCCAUCAAAACAGCCAAGAUCUUUGUUUGUCUCUCCACACUCUUCAAGAUCCUCGAGGCCAACAUCAAACCCAGCAUUUGAGUCAUGACUCGGCCCUUUUCCAAGGUUCAGGUUCAUCGUUGGGGUUCGAUGUUGGGUGGACUGAGUCACAGCAACAACAACAGCAGCAGCAGCAACAACAACAACAGCAGCAGCAACAACAGCAACAACAACAACAACAACAACAACAACAACAACAAGAUUUAGGCCGGUUCGCAAGGAUGUUUGGUUGGCCAAUUUGUGGUAGUAGUAAUGGAGGUGGUGAGGGAAGGGGUGGAAUGUUGUUCAACCCUUCCCAGUUGCAACAACAAGGGUUGUUAUUGGGCCAACAAGGCCCAAUGACAACUUCAGCAUAUUCUCAAAGGGGUACCCUUCAGUCCAGUUUCUCUCCGCUAGCACGCGUCUUGGAAGAUCAGCAGCACCACCACCAUCCUCAAGAGAUAUCGAGCAUCGGAAAUGGGUCGGAUGGGUUCAUGGGUUUUUACAUACCAUCACAACUUCAUGGUGAAUUACAUGGGGGAACCAAUUCAUUAUCCAAUAAUAGGGCAUCCUCAUCAUCCCUCUCCCCUGAUUCAAGCCAACAUUAAUUAGCCAGAUGACGACAUCCGAUGCCGAAAGGACUGAUUCCUUACAGCUCAAGUGCUUUGGCAUGGGAAGAGAAUAUCAUAUCCAAUUCUACCUGAUGCAAAAAUUAUGCAAUUUUGUUCCUGGGUAUUAUUUAGUCCCUCCAAUUUCUUUUCUUUUUUUUCCUUCGCAAUUUCAACUAGUAGUAGUUAAUUUAUUUUCACAACAAUACAGAAGUAAUUCUUUUUGGAUUAAUUAAAUAGUACGAUUUCGAAAUUGAAAACACUUGCCUCAUUGCUAGCAUAUAUAGCUGAACAAUAAUAUCUUGCUGUAAUUCCGUUUACUAUAAGUGUAAGUAUAAUCUGAAUCAUGAUUAACAUCCCAUUUGAAAGUUAGUGUGAUAAUUAUUACUACUAA
This is a messenger RNA of Spinacia oleracea (spinach), 2125 nucleotides long. RefSeq names its product transcription factor TCP4. The coding region runs from base 580 to 1731 and encodes 383 amino acids. Gene Ontology annotation, cellular component: nucleus. The record is from RefSeq and is a predicted model, not a curated record. Lineage: Eukaryota; Viridiplantae; Streptophyta; Magnoliopsida; Caryophyllales; Amaranthaceae. Gene Ontology annotation, biological process: regulation of secondary shoot formation. Gene Ontology annotation, molecular function: sequence-specific DNA binding; DNA-binding transcription factor activity. The transcript is spliced from 2 exons.